Messenger RNA from Fusarium vanettenii 77-13-4, 1728 nucleotides. RefSeq lists its product as uncharacterized. The coding region runs from base 1 to 1728 and encodes 575 amino acids. The transcript has 2 exons. NCBI's taxonomy places the organism in Eukaryota, Fungi, Ascomycota, Sordariomycetes, Hypocreales, Nectriaceae. Gene Ontology annotation, molecular function: L-amino-acid oxidase activity; polyamine oxidase activity. The record is from RefSeq and is a predicted model, not a curated record. Gene Ontology annotation, biological process: amino acid catabolic process.
AUGGUUAGGCUAUCAACCCGUUUGUGGGAGACCUCCUUAAUUCUCCUAGCAACACUGUCCUUCCCUGAGAAGCCGCUGAUGGAGGACUUUGACUCCAUCGGGGCUUGGUUUGAUGGCGUCGCAGCAGUCAACUGCACGUCAGCCGCCAAGAACUCAAACGUUUCUGUCGCCAUUGUGGGCGGGGGUAUCUCUGGUCUCACCACUGCCUUGAUGCUGGACAGCAUCGGUUUCCAUAACUGGGAGAUCAUCGAGGCCAGUGAGAGAAUCGGCGGACGGUUCAGAACCAAGUUCGUCGGCGGAACUCAGGAGUUCGCAGAGAUGGGACCCAUGAGACUUCCUCAUACUGUCACUUACAAAAGCGACAAUUCGACAGAAGAGUACACCGAACACGGCCUGACUUAUCAGUUGGCUCACACACUCAACAACAUGAAUGGAAACGACUCGAAGUGGAAGGUCGACUUCAUCCCGUGGAUUCAGCAUCACCCAAACGAACUGAUUGCCUGGGGUACGGGGAGGCAUCCAGAUAGCAGUGUCCCAACCCGAGCAGACAUCUCCGCCGAUCCUAGUCUUAGAAAGCCUCCAUCGUUGACCUCUGCCGAGUACAACGAGACCAAAGCCCGCAUGAACAAGAUUCUAAAGAACGAAACCAUGCUUCGGGAGAUUCAGCGAGAUGUCUGGCGCUCGCACAAGCGUGUCAUGGACAUGGGCCUCGAUGACUGGAGUCAACAGUGCAUGAUGAGGGAGGUCUUUCAUGCAACUGAGAAUGUGACCGAUGCCAUCUGGACUGCUUCCGACUAUGACGUCUUCUGGGAUGAAAUGGUUCAUAACUCGAAUCUUGGACUUGAUGGAACCCGAGACUCGCUGGGAGAAACCGAGUGGAAGUGUGUGGAUGGUGGCUUCAACAGACUGUCGGAUGCCUUUUUACCCCAUGUUUCUGCCAGACUGGUCCUAAACCGGAAGAUCAGAAAAGUCGAAACUGUGGAAGACACGGACGGCCGCACUCGCACUCGACUAUCGUGGUACCCCAGUGUCAGCAACCGGACCUUUGAGUCCAAGGACUACGACUACACCAUCAUGGCUGUUCCUUUCACCAUGACGCGGUUCAUGGAACUACCAAGCUUCUCCUCGGUCCUCGGCCGUGCCAUCAGCGAAGCAGGCCUCAGGUUCAAGUCUGCCUGCAAGGUGUCCCUGCUCUUCUCGGAACGCUUCUGGGAAAAGGGUGAGAAGCCGAUAUUUGGUGGCUACUCGAUGCCAACCAGCAGACCAAUCGGGGCUCUCUACUACCCAGUAUACGGAUUGAACGAGUCGCGACCGGGCCUCAUUACACACUAUCGUGGAGGCGACUGGAGUGAUCGCUAUGUCAGCUUUUCUGAUGAAGAGCAUGCGCAGCUGGUGUUGGAUUCCAUCGUGAGCCUACAUGGAGAGCAAGCUAGAGAGCUCUACACAGGAGACUACGAGCGUCUCUGCUGGCUACAGGAUGAACACACCGCCACGUCUUGGUGUCGGCCAGAUGUUGAACAGCACAAGCUAUACAUCCCAGCUUAUCAUCGCACCGAGCACAACACCAUCUUCAUCGGCGAACACACGGCACCGACGCAAGCCUGGAUCAGCUCGGCCAUUCACUCAUCCGCUAGAGGAACUAUCCAGCUUCUUUUAGAGCUUGGUAUGAUUGAUGAGGCAAAGAAGGUGAACGCGGAAUGGAUGGGGAGGUGGAUCGAGCAUCAGUAA